CUUUUUCAAACAAAUGAGCGAGCUGCAGUUGACUCGACUCAUUUCCUGCAUCCUCUCACUGGCAGUGUCAACCCGGGCGUUGCACCGUGCGCUAAACUUCAGGAUGGACUUAGACUUUAAGGAUGCCUUUUGGGGAGGAAACUUUAUCAGUACCGCUGGCUACGAGGCCAUCAUCCAGAGGCUGAACGACGGUCGGCGGACGUGCAAAGACAUGGAAGACUUGUUGAAAAUGAGGGCGUCAGCGGAGGAGAAGUAUGGUAAGGAGUUGGUCGCCAUCUCACGCAAGGUUGGGGGUUUCUACGAGAUCUGCACGCUGAGAACAUCCAUUGAUGAGAUGAAAACACAAAUGGAAAGAAUUGGCAACUUGCACAUUCAGCUGUCUGUCCUGUUGAAGGAAGACGCCAGAAGAAUGGAGCAGUUACGGGAGAACCAGAAGGAGCAGAGAAAAAAGCUGGAAGUCAUCAUGGAGAAAGUCCACAAGACCAAAGUCUCCUUCUACAAGAAAACUAUGGAAUCAGAGCGACACUAUGAGCAACGCUGCAGAGAAGCCGACGAGGCCGAGCAAACAUUCGAUAAGAUGAGCAACUCUUCCACAGUCACUCCCAAGCAAAUGGACAAGCUGAGCAACAAAUCCAGACAAUGCAAAGAAGCUGCAGAGGAGGCCGAGAGACAGUACAUGUCCAACAUUAAUCAGCUGGACAAUAUCCGUCAAGAAUGGGAAUCAACGCACAGCAACAUGUGCGAGAUGUUUCAGCAGCAGGAAGAGGAGCGUCUGCAAGUCCUGAGGAACGAGUUGUGGGUGCACUGUAAUCAUUUGUCCAUGCUGUGUGUGAAGGACGAUGAGUGUUACGAGAAUGUGAGGAAAAUCCUGGAGAAGUGUGACAUCUUCAUAGACAUGAACAGCUUUGUUGGACUCAAAGGCACCGGCUCAACCCGUCCAGCGGCCAUUGAAUACCAAAAGUACGAGAGGGAGGCUACAGGUGCCAGAAAUGGAAGCACGGGACUUGUUGGCGAAGUCAUGAAAAAGUUUUCAAAUCUUCUUCAAGGGACCGCUCUGUCUGGCUCCACUAUGAACAUACAUGACGACCCAGGUGAAACACUAGAUGGACUUUACGCCGACAUCCCUGUGAUUCAGGUGUCCCAGAAGAGUGGGCAGUACAGGGCGCAGUACGAUUACGUGGCCCAGAGAGAUGAUGAGCUCUCCAUGUCUGUGGGCGACAUUGUGCUGGUCAAACACCAGGGUGAAGACGGCUGGUGGACGGUGCAGAUCUGCGGCCAAACUGGGCUGGUCCCAGGCUCCUACCUUGCCGAAGAAUGACUUUUUUCACAAUGGCACUAAAACAUAAUUAUUUGUAAAUAUUUUUAAAAUAUCACAUCGACAAAGAAUCUUUUGUAUGCAAGCUGAUUUUCUAUGGAAUUCCCUGGACGAAAAAACUGAAUAAAUUCACGUAACUUCAAACUCUCCCCUGAUAUUUUAUUUACAUUCAUAGGUCUCAAACACUACAUUCAAUGGAUCUACUAAAACUACAAUCAAGGGAAAGUCUAAGGAGAAUGCUAACUUAAAUAGUGUGAUAUACAAAUUAAAAAUCUAACUUAUGUACAAUAUUGAGGUUUGCAUACAGUAAUAAGCAGGUGAUAGAGUUAAUGUUUGGAGUAAACAAACAAGAGCUGGUGAUAGCCUUCAGCCCAAAAGGAGCAAUACGGUACAGUACCAAGAAUCAUGUUAGUAGUCUUACAGUCUGGCGCACACAGUGCCACAAUCAAAAGGAACCCCGACUGUACCAGUCUUCUGUACAGUACAUUUUGGUUCGCUUAUAACAUUCAUGAAAUCAUUCCUUGCCACCAUUUAAGGAUUUGGGUAACA
This is a messenger RNA of Nerophis ophidion (straightnose pipefish), 1864 nucleotides long. It is a transcript of the gene pstpip1a, whose product is annotated as proline-serine-threonine phosphatase interacting protein 1a. The transcript is spliced from 15 exons. Gene Ontology annotation, molecular function: actin filament binding. Gene Ontology annotation, biological process: actin filament polymerization. The record is from RefSeq and is a predicted model, not a curated record. Gene Ontology annotation, cellular component: actin filament; cytoplasm; plasma membrane. Bases 14 to 1318 code for a protein of 434 amino acids. Lineage: Eukaryota; Metazoa; Chordata; Actinopteri; Syngnathiformes; Syngnathidae.